Molecule: messenger RNA, 390 nt
Organism: Angiostrongylus costaricensis
Lineage: Eukaryota; Metazoa; Nematoda; Chromadorea; Rhabditida; Metastrongylidae
Source: the annotation of a GenBank genome assembly
AUGUUGGGAUGGUGCAGUCGUAAACCACAUUAUCCUGUGACUGGAAUGACGAUGGGACCGUGUGCCAUUUUCGUAAAGGAGCACUUCGCAAAAAAUUCCCCAAAAGACUUGUCAGAAGGUAAAAAUACGAUGAGGGAAGCGCUUAGUGUUUCUUUGUUUUGUUUUGUUCAGAAAUAUGCAGAGCUUUCGAGACGUUACCGCGAGAAGAAGAUCCAUGAAUUCGAGGCGCUUUCCGAUGAAGAAAAGAAAGAAAUGAUAAUUGCCUCCUUGGAGGAGAGAGAGGAGCGGGCUCGAAGGAGAAUUCGCAAGGCUAGACGAGAGGUGUUGUUGUUUUACAACAAAUUUUUUAUCUACCGUCUCUUACGUAGGGCGCGUGUGGCCCAGUGCUAG